Molecule: messenger RNA, 938 nt
Organism: Mangifera indica (mango)
Lineage: Eukaryota; Viridiplantae; Streptophyta; Magnoliopsida; Sapindales; Anacardiaceae
Exons: 2
Coding region: 176-817 (213 amino acids)
Source: RefSeq, a predicted model, not a curated record
AUUUUUAUUUACAAUAAUACAUUUAAUGGAAUUUAAUUAUUUAGAAUUAAAAAACUGAAAAAAGAAAGAAGAAAUCUCUUUUUUUCCCUUAAGAUUUUACGGAAGUUCAAACAGCCCACCACUGUUUUUAUGAAACCUAUCCAGAGUAGCGUUCGAUCAUCGGUUAUCAGAAUCAAUGGUCAAGAUGACACCAUAUUUGAAACCCCUAUUCCUGUUCAUCAUCCUCGCCACCACCGCACCACAGCCCAUCCACUCCGUCUCCAUCUUCCAAUACCGUUCGCUCCUGUCCCUUUCCCACUCCAUCCUCAUGCGCGUCGCCAACCUACGCGCCGAACGCGGUGACAUAUCCGGCGCAAACCGGGCCAGGCUCAUAGCUCAAAAGCUGGAGCCAGGGCUGGGGUUAGGCUUCGUGGGAUUCGCCUGGUCAGUGGGAUGGGACUACGUGAAAAAUUACGCGUGGCGGGAAUUAGAUUACCGGGAGUUGCACGGCGCCGCUUCAGAUUUGAACGAUCUGGGGAGAUUCAUAACUGAGUUGAUGAGAUUUGACUCGGACCUUGACAAGGCAACUUGGAUCCGCCGAAAUUACGGGAAUGUCCUCGAGGUUUCGAAACGGCUGCUUGUUAGACUACUGGGCGUGUUUCGACAAUCGGGCCCAUUAAGAGAAGUGGUCGAAACAGUGCAGGUAGAAGUGGUGGAGGGAAGCUUAUUAAGGGACUGUUUGGUGUUAGGCAGUAAUGACUUGGAAGGCUUACUUCAAAUCUUUCAAUCUCUGGUUUCCCAGCAUUUUUCCGCUCCUGAUCUUGAUUAUGACUUAUAAAUGGAAGGUAAAACAUCUAAGAAACCAAUCUUUUGUUUUCAAUUAUUCAACAGUAGAUGUAUGAUUCAACAAUAUAUAUACGUAUGCAUAUGAAUACAGGAUGAUACGAGAUGUUGCAAUA